Grus americana (Whooping crane) is the source of this 3005-nucleotide messenger RNA. RefSeq names its product CD7 molecule (gene CD7). Gene Ontology annotation, cellular component: membrane. Gene Ontology annotation, biological process: adaptive immune response. The coding region runs from base 479 to 1459 and encodes 326 amino acids. Gene Ontology annotation, molecular function: signaling receptor activity. The transcript is spliced from 6 exons. The record is from RefSeq and is a predicted model, not a curated record. Lineage: Eukaryota; Metazoa; Chordata; Aves; Gruiformes; Gruidae.
CCUGUAGCUGAGAUUCUCUUUUGGUGGUGGUUAGCAGCUCUUGCGUACACUACAGAACAUGUUAUUGAAUGCGAAGCCAGGAGGCACGUGAGAGGUACAUACCAAGCUGUUGCUUGGAAAUUAUGCACAUUGUCAUUGCCAAGAUGCAGUUAAACCUGUAGUUUUGUGAGCAGGGUUUGUAUGAUAAUUUAAAGUUUACCUGAAGUAUUGGAGCGUCUCUCAUCUACUUCCUCCUUACAAAGCCAAGGCUUUUGCAUUUGCAGCCACCAACAGGCAGCCUGCUAACCCAUGGGAACACUGACAGACUGAAUGGAUUGUACCGAGCACCUACAUAUCCAGUAAGGCCACAAAGGGAGAUAAUUGCCUGACUUUGGCACUGUGAAAAGCAACUUUAAGCCUACCUUUUCUCAGUUGACUAAAAGGGAGGUCUUUAACUCAUCAGUCAGAUAAUAGAGAACAACUGAAAAGACCUUUGAAAAUGCUGUGGAUAUCGAGUCUCCCAAUUACAUAUCUCUCUCUUCUGCUUCUCCCAUGCUUCCCUGGCCAGAAUGGUGGAGAAAAUGAACAGUCAACAGACAUUAUCAGUGUUUGGGAAGGAGACUCCAUCAGCAUAACUUGCUCACUGGAAGGUUCAGGAAAUGAAGUGGGAGUGUACUUGACAACUAGAAUACAGCCAGUCAAUGUGUUAUAUCUUUCCAAGUGGAAUACUUCAUAUAUCCUUCCUGCUUUGGCUAAUCGCACCAGGUAUUCAAAGGAAGGAAGGAAUCUCCGGAUAACUCUGCACAAUGUGCAGGAAUCUGAUUCCAAUAUCUACCUAUGCUCUAAUAUUGUUAAAAACAAAGGCCAUCAUAAAAAGCUGAAUGGGAAGACAACCAUAGUAGUGGUGAAAGCAAAAACCAGUGGAGUUGUUGAACAGUCACCACUCUAUGUCAAUCCUCAGCAAGGCCAGUCUAUCACCAUUACCUGUGCAUUGAAAAGCUUGCAUGAAGAUGAAGGGAUCCUCUUGCUCAAGACUCACAUGCAACCUGAAAGAGUGUUGUAUGUUUCAAGUCAGAACGUUUCAACUAUUUUUCCUGCUUUUGCUAAUCGCUUGGAGUAUUCAAAGCAAGAAAAGAAAAUAGCGAUAACUCUACACAACUUAUGGAAAAACGACAGCGAUAUAUAUGUGUGUGCUGGGGUGGCGAAAAAUUCCUCUUUCCUCUCAGUGAACAGAAGCGGCACCAUGAUGCUGAUUAAAGAAGUGGAGCAGACAGACUGCAGUAAUAGUUCCUGGGGCAUCUAUAGUCUUAUCAUCAUGCUAGUGCUACUGUUAUCUGUGGUGAUAUGCUGCACCUCGUACCGUGUCUAUAUGAAGAAAUAUUCCCAGAAAAAAAACCCAAAUGCAGUAUAUGAAGAUAUGUCCUACAGUUCUAGACGUAACACCUUGGUCAGAACCAACACUUACACUAGUGGCAAUUAAGCUUCUGCCAGCUGGGACUGUGCGUGGAUCGACCAUUCCUUUACAUGCCUCUGAGAGCUGCUUUAGCAACCUGAUGCAGUAGUUGAACUGAAAAUACUACCAUCUACCUUCUUCACUGGAAAGAAAAACUGGCCACAUGAGCCAAAGCUAUUUCUGCUUUUUUGACCAUUUGUGAAUAUAUUAAUUUUUUUUAAGGUAUAGAAAAUGUAGAGAAAUGCAAAUACCCUGUGCAUGUGUUUGCAGUGUAGUGUGGAAAGUAGUAUUUUUGGACUAUGCAUUUGGCUGGUAUGGGCUCAUUUCUUUGAUUGAUAAAUAUAACCCUUUCAGGGAAGGUGGGCUGGAUUGAAAGGCCUGGUUAUGACCUUUGGUAAGUGCUCAGGAAGAACAUAACAGGCCUGUUUAGUAAUAUGCAUGGAUUACAGUUCUUUUAUAAAUCCUCGUGUGUCUGCCCAAGAGCUCAGGUAGCUAAAACAACUCAAGAAUUACAGCAAAGAAAUCUCUUCUGAAGAGAAUUCAGAAACUUUGUGGCAGAGUGAAGUGCUAGAUAUGUAUGGGCUUACCUAUUCAAAGAUCAUAAUGGUCCCACAAAAAUGCAAUCCAGUCUAAAUUUUAAAUUACUGCCUUUGUCAGAAAUACUGGCAUGACUGGUGUGGGUCUUGAUAUGAUUGACAUGCAAAAUUACUAGUCUUGGGGCAUGAUGGCUUUGUGGGACAGCAGAAAUAUUUGUGACAUGCUGGUGUUUUCUCAAACUCCAGAUGUCUUAGAACUGCACAGCAGAAUGCAUUUCUCCAGGUCAAUGACUCUGCAUUGUACAGUACGAGGUGGACUGAUCUGGGAUAAAGCCAAUGCCUGCAUUCCAGUCUGGGCACGGGUGAGUCUGAUCCCAAAUCACUCUUAACAAAAGAAUUUAUCAAAACCUCACAUCAGUCAAGUAGAAACUAAAUUUGGUUUAGUAACAGCUUAGACCAGGUUGUUACGAUGAGCUUAACCCUCCUCUAGCCAAAGAAGGGCUGCAGCUUCCUCCAGGGCUGUUUUGGUUCUGCAGAGCUGGGUCCACUGUGGAAAAUCAAUAAUCUUGCAUGCCCAGAGGAAUAUCAAAUUGCGCUGUUAUGAGGCAGGAUUGGCAGGGUUGGCUUGUGGUUUCUGGGCACAGGCUGAGACUAGAUUUUUUUCUUUAUUGAUGUAUUUGUUUAGUUUUUUGAAGGAUUAGGGCUGGCUUUCCAUUGAUGAGACCACAUAGCUGGAGGGGAUCUCUGCCGAGAUCUCAGCUUGCCGAGCCAGGCCUGCCACUCGGGAGAGCCCGUUUCCCUCCAAAUGUCACUUGUGAAACGCUGUGCACCAGAUCCGAGGGAGACAUCUGCUCGCUCGGGUGGCUGGUGCAGGGAUGGGUUUACCUUGUAAGCAAAGAGGUGUCUGUUGAUUGCAGAGCUUGCAAUCUCCACAUAGCUGUACCUGAAUGAAAUUAUGUUUGUGGCUGGGGCUUUGUACAGUUGCUCAAUAUUUUUAUAUAUGUAUUAAAGACUAUUUCAUAUAUCUUGCAAAUGAA